AUGGCUGACAUUGCUCACCACUCUUGCAGCACCUCCCUCUUUCCCUUUCAAUCUCCCUCUCUCCCUCUUUCCCUCUCUCUCGUUCUCCCUCUCUCUUGUUCUCUCCCUCUCUGCCUCCCUGCCUCCCUGCCUCCCUGCUUUCCCCCCUCCGUCCCCCCUUCUUUCCCACCCCCCUUUCUCCCUCCCCCCUCUUUCCCUCCCCCUUUUCCCCCCUCUCCUCCCUCCCCCACUCUCUCCCUCACCCCCUCCCUACCUCCCCCCCUCCCUCCCCCCCUCUCCCUCCCUCCCCUCCUCCCUCCCUCCCCGACUCCCUCCCCCCCCCGCUCCCUCCAACCCUCCCACCCUCCUCCCUCCCUCGCCCCUCCCUCCCUCCCUCUCCAUUCUGAGAAUGCAACAAGCUAUGCGCUCAGAAGACCUUGGGAUGGGGGCAUAGUUUGCGCGCAGGCGCACAUGCCGCAGGCAAGGACGGCGAGAAAAAGCGCAACUAGACCAGCCGACUGUGGCGAGUCCUCCCCGUCCGACGCGGCAGCUCCUCGCGUCAGCGACGCGGUCGAGUGGAUUCGCGCAAACCGCGAAUGGCUGCUGGACACGUGGCAGCUGCACGGCGCGGUGCUGCUGCGGGGCUUGCCUCUCGAGUCGCCAUGUGACUUUAACGAGGUCGUGGAGGCCUUCGGAUUGGACGAGCUGUCUUACGUGGGCGGCGCGGCUCCACGAACGAAGGUAGCUCCACGUGUGUUCACAGCAAACGAGUCGCCUCCGGAUCAGAAGAUUCCAUUCCACCACGAGAUGGCGCAGGUACCCGAGUACCCCACCCGCCUCUUCUUCUUCUGCGAGACCCCUCCAGCCACAGGGGGCGAAACCCCCAUCCUGCCUUCCUGCGAGCUGACUCGCCGCCUGGCUCUGAAGCACCCCUCGUUCGUGGCACAGCUGAGGGCCAAGGGGCUGCUGUAUGUGCGUGUUUUACCGGAAGUGGACGAUCCGAGCAGUGCUAUCGGGAGGGGAUGGAAGUCCACGUUUCUGACUGACAACAAGGAGGAAGCUGAGCAGAAGUGA
Molecule: messenger RNA, 1053 nt
Organism: Closterium sp. Naga37s-1
Lineage: Eukaryota; Viridiplantae; Streptophyta; Zygnematophyceae; Desmidiales; Closteriaceae
Source: the annotation of a GenBank genome assembly